This is a messenger RNA of Malurus melanocephalus (red-backed fairy wren), 1350 nucleotides long. Its product is annotated as pericentrin-like. Bases 45 to 1025 code for a protein of 326 amino acids. The transcript is spliced from 7 exons. Gene Ontology annotation, biological process: signal transduction. The record is from RefSeq and is a predicted model, not a curated record. Lineage: Eukaryota; Metazoa; Chordata; Aves; Passeriformes; Maluridae. Gene Ontology annotation, molecular function: molecular adaptor activity.
AAGUCUCAGAACUUAAACAUCAUGUAGUGGGAAGAAGCAAUCAAAUGUGUGUAAACAUUCUUACAAAUCAASCUGAUACUGAAAASGUAUUUCUGUCCAACAGAACGGUUMRUGAUUGGUCUGCAUCAAAUGAUGAAGCUGUAGCCUCUUUACUGCAGACAUUAAGGGAACURAAAUCAGAUUUAAUGUCUCCUCCUACAUUUCAGAUCAGAUCUGUCGGUGAUGCUGACUCUGUUCAAGAGCUGGAAAGAGAGGCUUGGCAGCGGGAGAGGAACACCCUGCAGAAUGCGCUGAAACAGGCGGAAUCCCAGCUGGCUAAAGCCAAUGCUGAAAUUGAAAACAAACCAGUAGCAGAAACCUCCAAUCCUAAGUUGCAAAGAUUAUAUCGGAAGUACAUUCGAGCAGAGAGCUUYAGAAAGGCUCUAGUUUAUCAGAAGAAAUACCUCUUGUUGCUGCUUGGUGGGUUUCAGGACUGUGAGCAAGCAACUCUGUCUCUCAUCGCCCGCAUGGGGAUCUAUCCUGCUCCUGCAGACCUGCAGCUCUCUGGAGCACACUCCCGGCCUUUCACCAAGUUCAGGUGUGCAGUCAGAGCCAUCAUCGCCAUCUCAAGGUUAAAGUUUUUGGUGAAGAAGUGGAACAAAGUUGGCAGAAAGAGCGCACAGGGUGAAAGCAUUUCUCACGGUAUUGGAGCUUCUGGUGCUAGAACAGAAGUUCUGAAAGAGCAGCAGCCCCCAGCUGUGCCCAUCAGUUCUCCCCCCACCCGGGACAGGGACACGGGGCUGUGCCACAGARCCAGCUGUGCUGCAAGGUUCAUGAGCCUCUCCCCACGAUCCUCCUCCCGCUCACACAACAGAUUGCAUCCGUCCCCAAGUUCAGCUCCAGAAAAGUCCGUUGUGCCACUUCAGGAUCCUGAACAGUCACUCACAGAAUAUAUCCAUCGCCUGGAGGUGAUCCAGCAAAGGCUGGGAGGGGUGCAGCCAGGGCAGGUGCCAGGUUCACCUCGUCAGAGAAACAUGAAAAAGUGAUGGGAAUGCCUACAAAAUCUGUCCUGCAAGUUCCUGCUUCCUUCUGAGUUGGUCCACACUCAACAGAGGCACUUGCAAUCUCCCGUGCAGCUGAAAAAAGGGCAGUGCUUUUACAGCAGAUUUUUAUAUGACUCUUUUUAUUAUAUUUUAGUACUUUAAGAGGGACUUUUCACUAAGAGCAAUGUUUUACAUUCUCAUGUGACAUUAAYAGCUCAAGUGUGACUGCAUCGCUGUAUUGUAAGCUGCAAAGUCUCUGUGGUGUUUAUUUUUCUAUAGUGUAUAGGUGGAUUCCUUGUAAAAAAAAUUAUUAAAAUGGCAUUUUAUU